Molecule: messenger RNA, 219 nt
Organism: Peronospora matthiolae
Lineage: Eukaryota; Oomycota; Peronosporomycetes; Peronosporales; Peronosporaceae
Source: the annotation of a GenBank genome assembly
AUGUGGAACCAAACAAUCGAUGGGUUCAUGAUCAAGAUGGGAUUCAAGAAGUGCGAAUCGGACCACUGCAUCUACAUCAAGCGAGACGACCAAGACAUGAUUCUCGUGGUACUCUACGUCGAUGAUCUCAUCCUGGCCAGCAGCAACAACGAACUCCUCAAGUCAACCAAGAUGGCGCUGAGCAAACGCUUCGAAAUGACGGAUCUCGGUGAGCUCUGA